UUUACUUUUGUUUUUGUUGUUGCGGUGUUAUUGUUAUUGUUAUGAUGUUAUGAUAUUAUUUAUUCUCAACGAAUUGUGUACGUGCAGUUCUUCUGUCUACUGACUAUCUAACGUUCAUGAAGUUGGACGCCGCCGAUACCAUGGCUUAUGGCUGAUACAUCGCUUUAGAAUAAUUUCGCCUCUGUCUGUGCUUUGCCGCCGCUUUGUAUGAAUUCAUCAUCGAGUCCUACGUGAAAAUCUCGUAUUUCUAAGUGAGUAAUGGCUCUCGUUCAAGCAUACAGCUAACUGCUCCUAAUGACAAGUGUUUGGUUGGGAAACAAGCCGAAAUCCCUGUGCCUCGAUUACUCCAUGUUCGUGAAUUCGAUCAAUGCAGUCGUGCUCUGAUUCGCCCAAAGAGAAGAAAACAGUAGUUGCAGACUUCUACAUCGCGAAAGAUCACUCACGGGUCACAAGGUCACAAUGAUGAACGCAUCAAAUAACACAUAUGAGACGAUUGCAGUAAAUGAGGUACUCGGGGAUCGUUUCGUAUUCUAUGCGACGCUUCCAACCCUACAAGAGAUGGCAUCUUAUCGAGCGGCUCUUGCAAUAUGGUAUAGCUACAUUGCUCGAUCAAAUUACAACGAAUUCAAAAAGAAGUCAAAUGACGAGUUGAUUGACAGUCUAGGUAUUAAAGAUAAGUAUUGGGAGGAAUGUAAUAAAAUUGUUGAAUCUUUUAAAAUGCCCCAAACAAUCGAGGAAGUGCUUAAGAACUUCGUAGAGUUGGUUUAUGGUGAAAUGAGAUCGUGGAUAAGACAUUUCAAGUACGAAAUGUUUUCCUACAAUUUGAAAUCUCAUACGAUUCAGCAAUUUGAUGCGAAUUGUUGUGUCUGGUUUCCUAAUGGUAAAAUCAAUUACGGUAAAACUGGUCCGAAAAUGUUGGCUACUCCGGGGUUGACAGAUGUGCAGAAAUUCGCCAUCAUGUCCGAGUUCUGUAUGGAGGAUGAAAUACGUAAAUUUCCCCUGCGUACGCUUCCCAAAUCAUUUAUUAAACAGGUGACUCUCGAACGAGACUACUUAGUGUAUUAUUGGAUGUGCUACUCGAAAAACGAAUUGCGUAAAAUACCGUUGAAUAAUUUCAGCUCGGUCGACGUUGUAAUGGCUGUAAUGUGUGAAACCACACAUUGGACUGCUUUCGAGUACUUCUGGAAUCGUUUGGGUACUGAGGAUCAAGUAACUGUGGCCGUAGAUAGAUUCAAUGAUCACAGUGCAUGUCUUAAUCAAGCAGAAACGCUUUCAAUGAUGUCCUGUCAGCAACAACAGCGUGUCUUAUCCCUCAUACCCGAUCAGAUAUUGCUAAAUUUUUGGAUUCGUUUAGAUUUACCCGAGUCAGCAAUGUGGACUUGGAAACAUUGUAAACAUCUAAUGCCAGUUGAAAAAUUUGCUAGAGUUGUGAAUGAAAUAUUUUAUCGUAAGGUGCCUUUUGAAGAAGAAAUGCGUUUGUUGAUAGAAAUGUGGGAAACAGCCUCUGAUAAGCAAAGAAAUCACGUUAUUCAGACCAUGGAAGAUGAAAUAAUUCGACCGUUUUUUUUCAUGUGUAAUCAUUCUUUGGCUGCCUUCGAAUUCUUGUAUAUUUUUCUAUCGAUGAAAAACGAAGAUUUUAGAAAGGAUGCGAUUUUGAGGAAUGCCAGCGAAUUCGGAUCAAAUAUUGUUGAUCCAAAUUCAAUGAACAAGAUAAUCAACUUAUGUUUGCCUGAUCCCGAUGAUCAGCGUGUGUAUAGACAGACUAUAAUGGAGUCGCAUGAAAUGAUGUUUCGAGGCGAAUUAUUAUUCAAUGAUUCGAACCUUGAAAGUUUGAAACUCAGGAUACAGUUUUAUUCUCUUGAUGAGAACAUGGCCAAAGAUUAUCUGAAGCGACUGCUUGAGUCGAAUAAAAUUAGAAAGCCGAUGUAUAUUACCGACUUCGAAAAAUGGACAAAAUUCAACGAUUUUAUCGACGAUAUUUACCUAAACGAUGCUCCGUCAGCGUUGAAUUUAAAGAAAGUAUUCAUCAUGUCAUACGCUUCCGACUGUCUUAAUGAUUGGAAUGACGACAAUAGUUUGAACGGAAUGGACAAAGUGCUCGGAACAGUGUUUACGACGAAUGAGUUGGAAGCUAUAAAGCAAAAAUUUUUAAAUUCUUUUCGAAAAGGCCUUAUUGAUAUAGAUUAUUGGCCUUGGUUCGAGGAAAAGUAUUUCAAUAAGUUUGUUUCAUGGUGUGUUGGUAAUGAACGAGGUGUGGAAGAGUUCAAAAAGACUAUUUCCGUUGAUGCUAUUUUUAACGAAUAUUUCAACAGGUUUGGCGAUUGGUAUAGCGAUGGUGGCGAUUUUGAUAGAUCAUUGCUUCCCGAUUUGGAUAAGUGUUUGAAAUGGUAUUUUAUGGGUGUUGAAGGAGCGAAAGAGUACAAAUUGCGUAGAUUAGAUGCAUUUGAAAAUAUAGAUAUUUUUCAAAAUAUUUUAAAGGAAAAAGAUGAGUCAACUUUGGAUGUGCUUUUGAAGUGGUUUUCUGAUGGUGAUGAAGAAAGUAUUAAAAAAUUCAAAGCAAAAAAGAUCAGAUUUACUCGUAGGACAUAAUGAUCCGAGUCUAGUUUGAAUAGUUGUUACAAAUCGAACUUUGAAUAGUCGAUAUCACACCUUAAGAAUCAGAUAUUUCAGUUUAUGAAUGAGCACUUCCGUUCUUACGAAAUUAUUCUUCAGUCUAGUAGAACGCAGUCACAUUUUCUUUGCAGAGCUCACUUUUUAAAUGUCCUUGAACGAUAUUCUUGAAGAACUUUGAGAUUCUUUUUACUAUCUAUCAAAACUUUUCGAUUUUCCCAAUCUGCAACUUUUCAACCCUUGUCUGUCACCUCAUUACCUAUUGGUGUCUGAUAUUUGCAUCAGAGGAGUACAAAAACUCCAAACAUUUUUCUUGGAAGGGCGUGCCAUUAUUCAUGUAAUAUGUAUUUUGAAAGUCAAGUAGGGUAAAAUUGUCGACUACGGUUUAAAAAAAAAGAUUCUACUUUGAGUGUUUUUUGCGAAGAAAUCUGUGUCAGCCUCCACAAUUUUCACUUGCAUUGUGUUAUUACUGCAAUACUCGACAAAAAAAUAGAAAAAAAACGUUGAUUCACCUGGAAGCAUAAAUUUUUAGUGGAAGAUCUGUCUUCUGGGAAGAGAAAAAUUUGUCCUUGAGGGACGAUUGCCCCCCUCUCAGAAUUGUAGAAAAAAGCCAACGAAAAACAAUGUAAUUGUCUUAUUUUCACCCUGUGGACAUCAUUUCAAACUUACAAUUUACAAAAUGUAGGUAGUCCACAACCGUCCUCUUGCUGUGCUGAUGGCUGUAGGCAGUUCAAAAAAAACCUUUUUGUACUUACCAGAUAGUCAGUGAUCCAUAAUUCAGUGCGCAGGUUGGUGAAUAAGCGUUGAACCGAAACUCUUAAUAGAAUUUGGCCAUUUGUUGUUUGUUGUAGAUUGCGAUCGACAUUGUCGCUAAAAGUACUGGUUGGAAAAUCAUAUUUCUUUAGACAAUGGACGGGUAUUCUGAAUUGCACCUGCAACGUUGCAAAUGUCGAUUGAAAAUUUUUUAAACAAAGAAAUUAUGAAGAAAGUGUCUGAUAUUUUAAUAAAAGUUGAUGAAAUCUGAAAGAAGAAAAUCUCGAAGUAUUGAAUAAAAAUAUGUGGGGGUAACAUGAAUGAAAGAAUCUUUCUAUGAAAAAAAUAUAUGUAUCAUGUCCGAGAGAAAAUUACAGAAUAUCAUUGACAAUAACAGUGUUGUAACCGUUAUAACCUUAUGAAAACUAAUAAAAAAGUUUUUGUUAUAAGUAUUUGAACAGAAGGUAACAAAAGAGAAAUUAUUUUGCUACUUGUAAUGUAAGAUAAUGAAAUAAGAUGAUAAACAAAUAAACCAAUAUUUAUAAUUUUGA
Messenger RNA from Planococcus citri (citrus mealybug), 3914 nucleotides. RefSeq lists its product as uncharacterized. The transcript is spliced from 5 exons. Bases 460 to 2589 code for a protein of 709 amino acids. The record is from RefSeq and is a predicted model, not a curated record. NCBI's taxonomy places the organism in Eukaryota, Metazoa, Arthropoda, Insecta, Hemiptera, Pseudococcidae.